GUGCGGACCCUCCAGCUGACUGUACAACCCGCUCGAGAAAAACGAAGAAGAAGAAUCAGAACGAGAGGCCGCCGUAGAAGAAGAAAAGACGCGCAGUAGGAAGUGUUCCCCCCACGUGAUGCUGUUCACUUCUUUAUUCAUUCUCAAAACCACAACUUUAGCUCACGCCUUAGCUUUCCGUCACAAAUAAACCAAAGACGAAAACUACCGUUUCCACCUGCACGCGAGCGAGCUAGCUAACGUAGAAGUUGCGCCAGAGUUGUUGAGGAAAGAUCAUCCUCUGCACACACGUUGACCGCGUUCGUCGAUUCUUAAUGAAAAGUGCUGUGGAUACGAGCAUGAUAAAGGAAAACCGGUGGAACGUCCCCCCUAAUGCGCCAGCGUGCAUGGAGAAGCAUCUGAGCUCGGCGCAGUAUAGAGCAGAUGGUACUUUGCUGCUCGGUGCCUCCAGCCUUAGUGGCAGGAGCUGGCAGGGGUCCGUUUGGAUCUACAGUGACCCCAAGCAGGCCCCCAACGAGGAUCUCUGCAAAGCUGGUGUGCAGACUGAGACCGGAGUCACCGAUGCCAAAUGGGUAUCAGAAAAGGGUAUUCUCAUCGGAUCAGACUCUGGUGCUUUGGAGCUCUGGGAACUGGCAGAGGAUGAACGUCUGCUGGUAAACCGCUUUACCAAACUUGAGCAUGACCACAUUGUCACCACAGUUAGCCCACAAGCUGGAGCCAGCGGUGCCGUCACUGGCAGCAUGGACUGUCGAAUUAAGGUCUGGGAUCUCAGUCAGGAGACUGCCGUCACUACCUACCAUGCGCACACACAGCCUGUCAGCUGUGUUGCUUGCAGUCCUACAGAUGAGUCUCUCUUCAUUUCCUGUGGUCAAGAUGGCCGUGUGCUGAUGUGGGACAAGAGGAAGCCAAACAAACCUGCCUCAAGAAUAGAGGUAGAGUCCCCCAGCUGCUCCCCUACCACUGUAACCUGGCACCCCCACCACAGAAGCACCAUUGCUUUUGGGGAUGAGUUGGGCAGAGUGACUGUGAAGGAUUUCCUGGGAACAGAGCCGGCCCAGAGGGAGAAGGUGCACAGCCGUAGAGUCAAUAGUCUCGCCUUCUCUACACACAGUGCCCCCUUGCUCGCCUCCAUAAGUGAUGAUUGUUCAGUUGUUGUUUUGAACUCUAAACUGCGAGAAACGUUCAGAGAUAGGCGUCACGAGGACUUUGUCAAAAGUGUGUGUUGGCUUCAUGGUGGAUCCAACACUCUCACAAGCGUAGGCUGGGACCACCUUGUGCUUCACCACACUGUCAAUCCAGCGGCUGAAGAUCCCAACUCCUCCUCUUAGACCUAAAGAUGAUCACACACCUCGGAAAGAGCACAUUUUAAGAUGACUCCUUUCCACCCUAUUUUUGAGGGGCCUCCAUGAUAUUCAAAAUGUUAACUCUGUCAGUGAGGAAGUAUGGAAUACAAGUGCUUUAGUAUUCUACAUAUGUGCAAGAUAUUCAGUGAUUUGCUCUCCCAUUCCUGGCUGCAUUUCAUUUCGACAACACGCGAUAAUUACCCUCUUUCUAUUCACUUCCUUCAUUCUGUAUAGCAUUUCCUUGUCUAAAUAUGCGUACGGCAACCCAUUUGUACGGCAUCAUUUUACAUUAAAGGUAACUUCAUGUUGAUAGA
Messenger RNA from Pungitius pungitius (ninespine stickleback), 1657 nucleotides. RefSeq names its product WD repeat domain 77 (gene wdr77). Lineage: Eukaryota; Metazoa; Chordata; Actinopteri; Perciformes; Gasterosteidae. The record is from RefSeq and is a predicted model, not a curated record. Gene Ontology annotation, molecular function: protein binding. Gene Ontology annotation, biological process: oocyte axis specification. The coding region runs from base 315 to 1328 and encodes 337 amino acids. Gene Ontology annotation, cellular component: methylosome. The transcript has 9 exons.